GCUGAAGUCACAUAAAUCUCGAGUCAUAUUGAGCGAACUCUGUGAUCGUAUUUCCUGAGCUUUAUGAUUGUUUUUUUAUUAUUUACAAGUGUUUAAAAAAUUCGGAAACGCGAGAAAAUUCAUAUUUUUUCAGAAAUAUUUUUACAGAAAUAUUUAAAGAAAUUUAUAUCUCAUUUUCCGCCAUUUCGUAUUCUUUAAUAUUUGAUAUCAAAGUAAUGAAGUAACGUGAAAUUAAAUGCCGAUAAAUUUUAGAUUAAAUGUGAAUGUGCGAAUAUUAUUUGGAAGAUCAUGAAUCUUUUACCUAAAACUCAUGAUGAAUUUAGUCAACCAGAAUAUUGGAAUACGUUUUUCAAAAAAUGUGGCAAGAAAAGUUUCGAGUGGUAUGGAGAAUAUUCAGAAUUAUGUGAUAUUUUGAUUAAAUAUAUCAAAAUAAAAGAUGAUAUAUUAGUCGUUGGAUGUGGUAAUUCCACUCUCAGUAUGUCGCUUUACGAUGUCGGAUAUCGAAAUAUUAUUAAUAUAGAUGUGUCAGAGGUUGUUAUUAAACAAAUGCAAAACAUUAAUAAGAAUGAUAAGCCAGAUUUAAUAUAUGAACAAAUGGAUGCUACGCAAAUGACAUAUCCAGAUGAAAAAUUUAGCGUUAUAUUGGAUAAAGGUACCUUAGAUGCUUUAAUGCCAAAUGUAAAGGAAGAUACAAUAUCUAUUAUUGAUAAGUAUUUUAAGGAAAUCAUACGUGUCUUACGUAAUGGUGGAAGAUACAUUUGUAUUAGUUUGCUUCAAGAACAUAUUCUAAGGAAAAUUUUGUCAUAUUUCACUGCUAAUAAUUUCAUGAUACGUGUGACACGAUGUCAUAAAACCGAAGAAAAAGCUAAACAAGAGGAAGGGAGUUCUAUCCCAGUAUUUGUUGUUGUAGCAACCAAAUUUAUAAAAUUAACAGAGUCGAUUCUUGAAAUUGCAUUAACUGAUGGAAAACCUGAAAGAGUAUCCUCCACAGAUACUGUAAUAUCUGCGGUAUUAUCGGUUCAACAAUCAGCCUUAAUAUGUAAUUGCCUUGAUAAAAGAAGUAUAUCUGAUGUAGGAGAAAUUUGUUUAGAUUUACAUAGAGUGGGUGAUAAGUAUCCUCGAUAUACAGUUUAUGUACUUGACCAACCUCGUGCUAAAGGAGCAAAAUCAUAUGCUGCGUUUAUAGUACCACAAGGAAAGGAAACAGAUUGGUUGUUUAGUACCAAAGAAGGAAGGCAACAGAUACUGCAGAGUACACGACGGGAUAGACUUACUAUCGUUACUCUUCGACGAGAACAUAAAUUUGAAAGUUGGGAUGCUGUAAAAACUGAACUUGGAGAUUGUGUACGCAAUUUAGCUCCAUCAGCUUUACCCGAUAAGAGUCACAUUCCUUAUUUAUCUUUAGAUACAGACAUAGGUGCUCGCACAAUUUGUUUUGAAGGUGAAAGCAAAAUUAGUGGUUCUUUUGUCGUUGAAGAAACCGAAGAGGAUGAACAUACACUGCGAAGACUAAUUUUUUUAAAUAAUCCAUACGUGAUACAGAGCGAAGCACGUUUAAAAGAAGUAAAGUCCAGACGAGGUAAAAAAAAGAAAGUAAUAGAUAAUGGAUUUUUGGCUUGCAAACAUCACGUAUAUAUGAGCAUAGGUGUUUCUAUGAUAUUAGAUUCUACAAAUUUUAAUGAAAUCAUGAUCAUAGGUCUUGGUGGUGGAGGCUUGUGUACAUUUCUAUAUCAUUGUUUUUCAAAUUUAAAAAUCACAACUGUUGAGAUCGACGAGGCUAUUCUUAAAGUGGCAGUUGAACAUUUUGGCCUUACUUUAGACAAUAGAAUGCAAGUACAAAUCGCAGAUGGUAUAGAAUUUAUAAAAAAUUCUGCUUCCGAAGGUAAGAAGUACUCGGCUAUCCUUUUUGAUGUUGAUAGCAAGGAUACUACCGUUGGAAUGAGCUGUCCGCCUAAACAAUUUCUUGAAAUAGAUUUGUUAAAAAUGAUAGCCUCCUGUUUAACAGAGAAUGGUCUAUUUAUUUUGAAUUUAGUUAGCAGAGACAGUACUCUUAAACAAAAAGCUAAAGACGAUUUAAAAUCAAUAUUUGUAUCUGUGGUAUCUUAUACUCUUCAAGAUUAUGUAAAUGACGUGAUCAUGUGUUCCAUAAAUACUCAGGAAUCAAAGGAAUGGAAAAAUAAAAUAAAAAAGGCUGUUGUGAAUUUGAACGAACAGGCGAUUAAAAGGAAAGUGUUUGUCUCGUCGGAUGCUUUUGAUGUAUCGUCGCUUGUUAAGAAUUUAUCGAUAGAAUCUUAAUACUUAAUAGAGUUUGAUCAAAUAUAUCAAAUAAGUGAAUCGUCUCCCGUUGUACAUUAUUAUCAAAAAUGUACAAAACUUUUUGUAAAUAAAUUAUAUGAUACCUCCUGCUAUUACGUAUAUUACGUAUUUAAACAUAAAUGAUUGUAAUAAUAAUUGUUAUAUUAGCAUUGGCAAAAUUCUUAUUUAUUUAAAUUUAUUGAGCACAAUUAUUCCUUCUUAAUUUACAUAAUUAAACCUAUAUUAAAAGUCAUUAAAAAUUAUAAGAUUUUAAUGUUCUUAUACAUAUACGCGUAUACACGUGCGUACAUCUGUAUUUGGUGGUGUAGAUUUAUAUUGAAAUUCAUUUUGAAUACCUAUAACGCGUACUAGCAACAUAUCAAAGUCUUCUUUUAUUUAUUUAUUUAUUAUUAUUUUUUAUAUUAUUAUUAUUAUUAUUAUUACUAUUAUUAUUAUUAUUAUUAUUAUUAUUAUUAUUAUUAUUAUUAUUAUUAUUAUUAUUAUUACACUGGGAAUACCAAUGUUUGAUAAAAUACUGGGCCUCUCUGAUUUUGAUGUUAACUACACCAAUAUCAUCUCGAUCAAGAAGUAAGGUUUCCAAAUCUACUGCUUCUAUUAUGAAUAUAAAUCACUUUCAUAUCUCAUACGAACGCUUUUAACAACUUCAUUUCAUCGCAUUUAGUUUUGUUAUUAUUUAAAUCUUUCGAUAGAAUUAUAAUGAUUUUCAAUGAAUUCUCUCAAUAGUUUUAGAUUCAGGAACCAUUACUUGUUAAUUUCAUCUUCUACGAGUCGUUUUCUACCAUUCUUUUGUUUUGAUGUACCUAUGAAAAAUUAGAUAAUGCAAAUUUUCAUUGCAUAUAUGUAUGUGUAUAUAUAUAUAUAUAUAUAUAUACACAUAUAUUCCGAUGACCCUGAUUAAUUUUCGAACAUUCACAAAGUUCAAGUAACAAACACAUUCUAAACUUUCCAUUGCAUAUUAAAUGCACGUGGAAAAAGGGGGAGUGAUGCGCGAUUAAUAUGACUCAACAUGACAGCGAAUAAUCUGUACAAGAAUUGUCGAUCGGUAAUUCGAAUUAGAUUAAUGCGAUAAUCGUUUCAAAAUCUACGAAGAAGAAAGAUCCUUCGUUAUGAAAAGUAAAUUUUCGAAGUAUUGAAAUUUUUAAUAUUUCUUUUUUAAGACUCGUAAAUGAAAAGGAAAAAUGUUUUAUUUCUUUCUUUUUUUUUUCUUUUUACAAUUAAAACAAAAAAAAAAAAAGGAAAGAGAAGCAGAAAGAAGAAGAAAUUACAUAAGACGAUUAUCUUCUUAUAUACGAAUAAGAUUAUUUUUAUAACUGUUA
Molecule: messenger RNA, 3632 nt
Organism: Vespa velutina
Lineage: Eukaryota; Metazoa; Arthropoda; Insecta; Hymenoptera; Vespidae
Product: eEF1A lysine and N-terminal methyltransferase homolog
Exons: 8
Coding region: 289-2295 (668 amino acids)
Source: RefSeq, a predicted model, not a curated record